Messenger RNA from Nicrophorus vespilloides, 1272 nucleotides. RefSeq lists its product as uncharacterized. The transcript is spliced from 7 exons. The record is from RefSeq and is a predicted model, not a curated record. NCBI's taxonomy places the organism in Eukaryota, Metazoa, Arthropoda, Insecta, Coleoptera, Silphidae. Bases 61 to 1011 code for a protein of 316 amino acids.
CUGAAGAUUUGUUUUUAUUUUCAUUCAAGUUUUGUUUGCUUACAUUUACUAUAAUAAGAAAUGGGUUCGGCGUUUGAUGAAUGGAAAAAUUUAUUCUCGGAUAGUGCGGAGACGAUUUGGUUGAAUGAGAUCAAGGAAUUAAGGAAUUUUGCUGUGAUUAUUCACGUUUUAGGCACAGAGAUGACCAAGAUACAAAGAAUGGCCAAUAAUAAAUUGAAAACGUACAGGGAACAGUUAAUGGAUAUACCUAAAACUUUGACUCCAGCAUUGAAAAAGAACAAAGAAACACCACUCUCCACUAUAAGCAGAUCACAUUUAGCAAAGCAAUCCUAUAUAAGUCCAGACAUAUUUAAUUUGGAUUCUCCACUAAGUGCCACAAUUGAUUCUAAACUGAAUGAGCAAGUAACUGAGAUAGCUACAGAUGAUGAUGAUGUGAUUAUUCAAACACAAAAGCCUCAAAGUCCAAAGAUAAGUUGUAAAAGCAGAAAGUAUUUCCAAAUGAAGAGAAACCAGAGAAGCCAAACUAAACCUAAAACACCAGUAAAGCAGAAAUUAUUUGUCGAUGAAAUUAUUGAGAACACACCUGUGAAUGUAUCAAGGGCAAGAAAUAAGUCACAGUUCAAGAAGAAAUGUGCAAAUACUUUUAAUAAUACUGUAACACAUAAAUUGGAGAAAACAAAGGAAAUACCUAUUGAAGAUGAUUCUGAGGCAACUGUAUAUGGUAAUUUUGAUGACAAAUCAAUGAGAGUUGAUGAUAUUAUUGCAAUGGUGCAAAAUGCUAAUGUGAACAGUAGCACUUCAAAGGCUCAUUUGGAAAAUGUGCAGGAAACAAAACCUAAACAAAAAUCUCCCAUCAAUUGUAAAACCUGUGAGCAUCCAAGAAGGUAUUGUGCAAAACACGACAGUCAAAAUCACACUUUGGCGGAAAAUACGUUUACGGGACUUUGGGAUAUGGAUUUUACUGCUAAAACUCAUGGGAUUACGACAGACAAGUCAACGAUGUAUUUUUGAAUGCUGGACUCAUUUAUGUAUAAAAUUAAGUCUCUUGUAUAAAAUUGUAAGGGCUGUUAUAUUCCUACGUUUACUUAAAAAAAUGUCGGUUUUUUUUUUAAUAAAAGAUUUUUGUAAAUAUCACAUUGUAUAGUCAUAUAUUUAAAUUUCUCUUAAGUUCAGAUAAUUAUUGUGCCUUGAAUACAUAUCUUGUUAUUUGAUCAAAAAUAUAUAUUUAUAAAAACGUGUACAUGAUAAUAAAGAUAAAAUAUUUGUUUAAAU